GACUUGCAAAUUUCCCAACACGAAGCGGCACCCAAAUUCCGAUAGAAAAAUUGUGUUUGAACCUAGGUCAGUAGUGAAGCUCUAACAUUGAAGAGUUGAUUUAAAGACAAAGGUCUUUAAAAUAAGAGGUAAGGAUGAAAUAGGAGAGAGACACGUUCAGAAAUGUCUUGCAUAGCACCCAGUUGUAAAAGCGCUAUAUUUAUGAUUGAUGUUUUUGGUAUAAUCAUAAAGCAAUAGCAGCCAUGCAACUGUUUGGUAUUCAAGAUUUUUCACACAGAGCCGACACUUCUAGCUCCAUGUAAACGAGGACACUAUUGGUCUUAAUCUCAGAAGCAAGGAUUAAUAUAAAAAACAACAACGCCAGUAACACAUAAACUCCAGCUAUGAACUUGUUACGAUAUGUCCGACUACCAGCCUUCCAAACGCCCAUACCCAGACUAUGGAGCGCCAUCAAUAGAAGCACCCCCAAGGCCACCAAAAGACCCCCGCUUUGACCCGCCCUCCUAUGAUCCCUCCAACGGGGUGUCAUACCCUGCCCCGGGUAGUUAUAAAGGGGGCUAUCAGCCUCCAUCCUUUACGGAGCAGACAAGCUAUGAUGGAUGGACCAAUUAUGGGUCAGCGCCUCAGAUAGAUGCGCCCCCUGCCCCUUCAUUUGAAAUGCCUAAUGACGCUCAGAACCAAGGGCCUUCUGACACUUCUAAUGAAGGGCCCACUGAUGCUCAGAACCAAGGGUCCCAAGAUCAUACGGCUUCGACUGAGAAGAAUGAGGGAGAUUCAGCAAACAUAGAUUUCACUGACGACUACUAUGGUGAUGACUCCAUGGAAGGCAUUGGUGGUGGAUGGGGGUGUGGCUUUGAUGGACCCAGGGGGAGAGGCUUCAAUGACUGGAGAGGUCGUGGGGGUUGGAACAACAGAGGUUUCUUUGAUGGCAGAGGUCGAGGUCGUGGUAAUUUUAGAGGUCGAGGUGGAUUUCCUCCAAGAGGUUUUCCCCCAAUGUUCCCAUGGGGCAGAGGCCGAGGGGGGCGGUGGAGGGGUGCAUUCGUGCCACCUGGCCACCCAAUGGCAAAGGGCAGGCCGGACUUUCCAGACAGCACCAACAUGUCCAUGGAAGAGAAGCUUCACCGUUUCUGCCUGUUUCUACGCCACGAGGACUCGCUAAAGAACAAUGCUAUUCAAACCAUUAUGAACGGCAUCACCAGCUGCAAGCUGGGACUCAAGGUUGACUACCAGGCGGAAGAGCUGACAAAAAUAGGGGGGAAGAUCAUGUACACGGGCGUGUUGAAGCUGGACACAGUGUUCCUGGCGCGCGCCAUACGUCCCAACAAGAAGGACCUGAAGCAGGAGGUCUUCCAGAAGGCAUUGAAUGUGAUGCUGUCAGAGACAGUGCAAGCUAUUUACAACCUUGUAGAUCCCGGGAAAGACGCCAUCAAAGAAGAAUUAGACCAACAGUUGUACAAGGAAAAGACUACAGACGGUGAGAAGACCACAAAAUCUGUGGCUGGCAUAGACAUCAUGGCCAUGUUGCAGUCCAUCAUUACCGUUCUCAAAAACAUGAAGAAUCCCCCUGACAACCCUAUCUCAACAUUAGAACAGGCUACCACACAGGCUCACAGCCUUAUCAAGAUGGAGUACCAGCCAACGCCUGUGGUACUGUCCAACUCUAGACAAUACUUCAUGGCUGCCCUGACAUUUGGUCCCACGGUAGUAGGGCGAGGGUGGGGUGUGACCAAGAAAGAGUGCAAGCUGAACACGUACCAGAGUGCGAAGGACCGACUGGAGACCAAAACCCUUGAUGAACUCGGGGACUCCAUGGAGCCCAUAGAAAUACCUGAAACGGAACAUCAUCUGCCAUUCACAGCCAAAGCCAAUGUGUCCAAGCUGAGCAUUGAAGAGAGGUUCCAGGCUCUUGUACAGGCUCUUGCUGGCGGGGCCACGUCACCUAGGCAAACCACCCACAACCAGAUUGAUGUAUUCUCUCUCCAAAACAACCUCAUUCCCAUGCUUGUGGUCAGGAAGGCCCACGAGAAUGAUGACGAGGACAAAACCAUGAUCGCUGAGCUGUAUAUUGAGAAGAUCCUCAUUGCAUCUGUUGAAGGACAGAAAAAGCGUGACUGCUUUCACCGAGUGUAUGACCUGGCCGUUGAUGUGCUGACCAGCACGCCCUCCGAGCAGAUCCUCAGCCAGCACAAGAGGAUCACAGAUGAGGAGGUGAAGGACCCCAGGCUACUGGACCUCAUCAUAAAGGGAUCUGCACGUACGGUGGAAUCCAACGCCAGCGCCCUGAAGAGGAUUGGUUCCAAGCUGGACGACGUGUUGACUCGGGACUGGCGGGAUCUCGUGAUCCUCGAGAACCAGGACUGGAUGCAGGACCGAGAGCGUAACGCGUUCUGUAUUCUGCAGUUCAGCUGCACCCAGAACAACCUGCUCCUGCAAUGGGAGUGUGACUGCGUGGAAAAAUAUUUCAGAUGCAUGGUUAGCAUACAGAAGCAGUUGAUGGGGGAAAGCUAUGGCUCCAACAAGGUAGCUGCAAGAAAUCUAGCCUGUGCAGACGCCCUUUUUAAACUGUACGAAACCCAGGAAGUGUUGUGCAUGUCGCAACGGCCCGAUGACCAGCUGAACUGGAUCUCGUACGAGAGCAUCAAAGAGAAAGCGGAAAAAAUGCGUAAAGAAAGUGUCGGUGAAGAGCCGAUCAUGAAAACAGACGAGGAAGGCAAUCGCCUUCCAAAUUCGUUCAUCAUGAAAGCUCUCACAAUGACGCUGGAUGAGAAAAUCUCCAAGCAGAGGGAUUUGCGAGAGGUGGUGUUCGGUCCGGGUAUCGAGCUCGUUGAAUCGCGAGAACUUCGUUCGUAUGGCCGUGAGAAAAACCUUCGCUCUGACGUCCGCCAGCAUCAGGGGCAGCCGUAUCUGAUAUUCUACGACAAGCUGGACUGGCAGGAGAUUGUGAAGCUUCUGCGGACGCAUUCCGGGCCGUACGGGAAGUUCCUGCGAGUGGAUAAAGCGACUUUGCCGAAGCACUCCGACGUCGAGAAUGUCGUGAUGAAGGAUUUGCCGAUAGCGGACUCCCCGCCGACCCCUGAAAAGUGCAAACAGAGUUAAGCUAGUAUUGCGAUGUUCAUAUUAUAGGACAAAAUAAUGAUUGAACUAGUGUUGUCUGAUAGCUGUCAUUGUUUCAGAAUAUUGUUUCCUGUCCAUUCUAAUGUUAAGCAUGGGAUUUGGUGUAAACAUUUCAAAAGAAGCUAAAAGAUUGUGAUCUCCUUUAACUAUUGGAAACUCAGCUUUAAGGGCUAAGAAAAACACAUGAUGGAAAUACAAGCACGGCUUUAUCUGAAAUACAUUUUUUUCUAGAAACAAAGCCCCUCAUGCUCGUGAUUUUACAAAGUAAUAAACAGUUAUGAUUGAAACAAAUGAAUAAGAUUGAAUGUCUUUUAUUAAUACUUAAUAAUCAAGGUUUUUUAAUAUGUGAAUUCCUUUAGAAAUUUUUCUUAGCUUUCUGUUUGCCAUUGAUAUGUUUUAAAUGUUGCUACAUCAUUCAAACAUGAUAAUGAGUGUUUAAGAUUCAUGAUUAGAACACGCUUAAAAAUAAAUAGCUUUUUUGUA
Molecule: messenger RNA, 3597 nt
Organism: Dreissena polymorpha
Lineage: Eukaryota; Metazoa; Mollusca; Bivalvia; Myida; Dreissenidae
Exons: 18
Coding region: 400-3096 (898 amino acids)
Source: RefSeq, a predicted model, not a curated record